Messenger RNA from Tupaia belangeri chinensis (Chinese tree shrew), 5726 nucleotides. It is a transcript of the gene PDGFRB, whose product is annotated as platelet derived growth factor receptor beta. The transcript has 25 exons. Gene Ontology annotation, cellular component: signaling receptor complex; plasma membrane. NCBI's taxonomy places the organism in Eukaryota, Metazoa, Chordata, Mammalia, Scandentia, Tupaiidae. Gene Ontology annotation, biological process: multicellular organism development; protein phosphorylation; cell chemotaxis. The coding region runs from base 640 to 4017 and encodes 1125 amino acids. Gene Ontology annotation, molecular function: platelet-derived growth factor binding; platelet-derived growth factor beta-receptor activity; ATP binding. The record is from RefSeq and is a predicted model, not a curated record.
AGGGAAGCCCACAGUGGUGUGAGCUCCUGGGGCUGCCAGCGGACGCCAGUCCCUGCCCGCCCAUCUGGGACCCGGGACUGCUCGCUCUGUGAGCAACUUGGAGCCAGAUAGGAGGGGACCAACGAGGAAGAGAGCCGGGCUCUUCCGUGCAGCCCCGGCUGGAGCCUGUGCCCUGCCUGACACAGAGGGCCAGACCCGGACCGCCCCUCCUGGCAACUCAGCUCCACCCGGAGGAUGCUUUGGGAGUGAGGAGCAGCUGGGCCGCUCCUCAUCCCUGCAGGCUCCGCGCCCCUGCAGCACCAUCUCCCUCUCCUCCAGAGUCUCUAGGAGACCUCAAAGGACUUCUCUGCCUUUCCACUUCGCUAUAGUCCAUUUGGGGUUAAGUAAGGUCUUUCUGAUAAUGAGAAGGCAAUAAGGAGGACUUCCUGGAAGGGGUGACAGCCCAGAAGCCAUCAGUAAGACCAGGAAACCAAGGCCCAGAGAGGCUGAGGACGGGGAGGACUGGAGAGUGAGUGACUGCAGCGAGCAGGGGGAACAGAUGCUGAGACACAGCGGAUAAGAGCCUGGUAUUGGAACUGUCACCAGGAGGCUGGACUGUCAGAGCUGGUGGGCCCUGGACAUCAUCCAGCAGACUUCCCAAUGGACACCAUGCAGCUUCUGGGUGCGAUACCAGCUCUGGCCCUCAAUGGCCAGUUCCAGUUGCUGUUGCUGCCCCUGCUGUUGCUGCUGGGACCACAGGACUCCCAAGGCCUGGCUAUAACCCCUGCGGGGCCAGAGCUGAUCCUCAACGUCUCCAGCUCCUUAGUUCUGACUUGUUCGGGUUCAGCUCCUGUGAGGUGGGAAUGGACCUCCCAGGAGCCGCGGCAGGAACUGGCCAAGGCCGAGAACGGCACCUUCUCCAGUGUGCUCACUCUGGCCAAUGUUACCGGGCUAGACACAGGAGGGUACACUUGCGGCUACUACAGCUCCCAAGGGCUGGAUCCCAAUGAGCAGAAAAGGCUCUACAUCUUUGUGCCUGAUCCCAGCGUGGUCUUUCUCCCUAUGAACCCCGAGGAACUAUUUGUCUUUGUUACGGGAGAAACUGAGACCACAAUUCCGUGCCGAGUGACAGACCCACAGCUUAUAGUGACACUGCAUGAGAAGAAAGUGGACGUCCCACUGCCAAUCCCGUAUGACCACCAACGUGGCUUCACUGGCACCUUUGAGGACAAGACCUACAUCUGCAAAACCACCAUCGGGGAUAGGGAGGUGGAUUCCGAUGCCUACUAUAUCUACAGCCUUCAGGUGUCAUCCAUCAACGUCUCCGUGAAUGCAGUGCAGACCGUGGUCCGCCAGGGCGAGAACAUCACUAUCAUGUGCAUUGUCACUGGGAACGAGGUGGUCAACUUUGAGUGGACAUACCCCCGGAUGGAGACCCUUCCUGAUACCGGGGACCUGCCUCACCUGUCCCUGCAGAGCGGGCAGCUGGUGGAGCCAGUGACUGACUUCCUGUUCGAUGUGCCCUCCCACAUUCGCUCCAUCCUGCACAUCCCCAGUGCGGAGCUGGUCGACUCUGGGACCUACAUCUGCAACGUGUCGGCGACUAUGAAUGACCAUCGGGAUGAAAAGGCCAUCAACGUCACUGUGGUCGAGAUCGGUUACCUGCGGCUGCUGAGAGAGCUGGACGUCGUACAAUAUGCUGAGCUCCAUCGGAGCCGCACGCUGCAGGUGGUGUUCGAGGCCUACCCACCGCCCACCGUUCAGUGGUUCAAGGACAACCGCACUCUGAGCGACUCCGGCGCCGGCGAGAUCGCCCUGUCCACGCGCAAUGUAUCUGAGACCCGGUACGUGUCAGAACUGACAUUGGUGCGGGUGAAGGUGGCCGAGGCUGGCCACUACACCAUGUGGGCCUUCAAUGAGGACGCUGAGGUCCAACUCUCCUUCCUGCUUCAGGUCAAUGUCCCUGUGCGUGUGGUGGAGCUGAGCGAGAGCCACCCUGCCAGCGGGGAGCAGACGGUUCGCUGUCGUGGCCGGGGCAUGCCCAAGCCAAACAUCACCUGGUCUACCUGCAGAGACCUGAAAAGGUGUCCCCGUGAGCUGCCGCCCACACUGCUGGGGAACGGCUCAGAGGAGGAGAGCCAGCUGGAGACAAACGUGACGUACUGGGCAGAGGAACAGGAGUUCGAGGUGGUGAGCACGCUGCGUCUGCGCCAUGUGGAUCACCCGCUGUCGGUGCGCUGCACGCUGCGCAACCCCCUUGGCCAGGACACACAGGAGGUCACCGUGGUGCCGCAUUCCCUGCCCCUCAAGGUGGUGGUGAUCUCAGCCAUCCUGGCCUUGGUGGUCCUCACGAUCAUCUCCCUCAUCAUCCUCAUCAUGCUUUGGCAGAAGAAGCCGCGCUAUGAGAUCCGGUGGAAGGUGAUCGAGUCUGUGAGCUCUGACGGCCAUGAGUACAUCUACGUGGACCCCAUGCAGCUGCCCUACGACUCCACGUGGGAGCUGCCACGGGACCAGCUUGUGCUGGGACGCACCCUCGGCUCGGGGGCCUUUGGACAGGUGGUGGAGGCCACAGCUCACGGCCUGAGCCAUUCGCAGGCUACGAUGAAAGUGGCUGUCAAGAUGCUGAAGUCCACAGCCCGCAGCAGCGAGAAGCAAGCCCUCAUGUCGGAGCUGAAGAUCAUGAGUCACCUCGGGCCGCACCUGAACGUGGUCAACCUGCUGGGGGCCUGCACCAAAGGAGGACCUAUCUACAUCAUCACCGAGUACUGCCGCUAUGGCGACCUGGUGGACUACCUGCACCGCAACAAGCACACCUUCCUGCAGCACCGCUCCGACAAGCGCCGCCCGCCCAGCAGCGAGCUCUACAGCAACGCCCCGCCUGCCGGGAUCCCCCUGCCCAGCCAUGUGUCCUUGACUGGGGAGAGCGACGGUGGCUACAUGGACAUGAGCAAGGACGAGUCAGUGGACUACGUGCCCAUGCUGGACAUGAAGGGGGACGUGAGCUAUGCAGACAUCGAGUCCUCCGGCCACAUGGCUCCUUACGACAACUACGUGCCCUCCGCUCCUGAGAGGACCUACCGGACCACUCUAAUCAACGAGUCUCCAGUGUUGAGCUACACAGACCUCGUGGGCUUCAGCUAUCAGGUGGCCAAUGGCAUGGAGUUCCUGGCCUCCAAAAACUGCGUCCACCGAGACCUGGCAGCCAGGAACGUGCUCAUCUGUGAGGGCAAGCUGGUCAAGAUUUGUGACUUUGGCCUGGCUCGAGACAUCAUGCGGGACUCGAACUACAUCUCCAAAGGCAGCACCUUCCUGCCCCUGAAGUGGAUGGCCCCUGAGAGCAUCUUCAACAGCCUCUACACCACACUGAGCGAUGUGUGGUCCUUCGGCAUCCUGCUCUGGGAGAUCUUCACCCUGGGUGGCACCCCUUACCCAGAGCUGCCCAUGAAUGAGCAGUUCUACAACGCCAUCAAGCGGGGUUACCGCAUGGCCCAGCCUGCCCACGCCUCCGACGAGAUCUACGAGAUCAUGCAAAAGUGCUGGGAAGAGAAGUUCGAGAUUCGGCCGCCCUUCUCCCAGUUGGUGCUGCUUCUCGAGAGGCUGCUUGGUGAGGGUUACAAAAAGAAGUACCAGCAGGUGGAUGAGGAGUUUCUGAGGAGUGACCACCCAGCCAUCCUGCGGUCCCAAGCCCGCCUGCCCGGGUUCCACGGUCCCCGAUCACCUCUGGACACCAGCUCCGUCCUCUACACUGCUGUGCAGCCCAACGAGGGUGACAAUGACUAUAUCAUCCCCCUGCCGGACCCCAAACCCGAGGCUGCUGACGAAGGCCCACUAGAGGGUUCCCCCAGCCUUGCCAGCUCCACUCUGAAUGAAGUCAACACCUCCUCCACCAUCUCCUGCGACAGUCCCCUGGAGCCCCAAGAGGAACCAGAGCCAGAGCCCCAGCCUGAGCCCCAGGUGGAGCCCAAGCCAGAGCUGGAGCAGCAGCCGGAUUCAGGCUACCCUGGGCCACGGACCGAAGCGGAGGACAGCUUCCUAUAGGGGAUCAGGCCUUGCCCGAAGCUUCUCUCUGCCUCCUAGUAUCCAGCACCACCCGGUCUAGCCCGGCCUGGCCUCCUGUCAGCCAGGCUGCCCCUGUCAGGUGUCCCCUUCAGGAAGGCUUAUACCCCUGUUGUGCCCCAGGCCCAGCCCCCUGCCUCUAGGGAGUCCAUGUGAUUCUGAGCCAGGGUUCCUUCCAGAGGACUCAGUUUCUCUGAAUUUAGGGCUUGCUGACCUGUAACCUGGGAUUCUCUCCCUGGCUGACAGGUAGGGAGGCUGGAAUCCUUGGAGAGAUUCUUGGGGUUAAUGAAGUGAUAAAUUAACUUCUUUCUCUUCAGCCAGUUACCCCUCAAAGAGCAGCUCUCUCCUCGCACUCUCCUGCCCAAGAGCUGGGAAGAAACUCUGGCCUCCCUGGCUCCUGGCUGAGCUGGGGCCUGGCCUUGGGCAAAAGCCACCUCCUUGCGAUGCUAGUCUCUGCUUCUCCAGGCCUGAGCCGGUCUGGGACCAUCCAUGCUUACUCAAUGCUGGGGGCUGAGGCCACUGCAGGAGGCUCCGGCCUGCUGUCCCUGCCCAGGGCACUCAGGGUCCUCCUCGCUGUGGAAAGUGCCUGCGUCUAUGUCUUCAAGUGCCUUCAGUCCGAGCUUUUUCCUCAUCAUCCUCAGUCUUAAUCCACUUACCAGUCUGCAGGCCAGCUGGCGUCUGUGUGUGUGAUGUGUGUGUUGUGCCAGUGACAAGUGGCACAGGUGUGCACUCACGUGUGGCCCUGACUCUGCACUGGACUGCUGUGAGACUUGGGAGGAAUCCCUUACCCUCUCUGGGCCUCAGUAUUCCCUUUGGAAAAAUGAGCAAGUUGGACUCAUACCUCCGAGUGCUCUGCCAGCACUAACAUUCUAGAACAUUUCGGGGUUGCACACUUGUCCAGGGAGCAAGGCCAGACACUCUAAACCUUCGUUCUGGGGAGAUUCCACACUGCGGAUUCGGGAGCCAUGUCCCUUCCCCAGGCUCCGGCAAGUCCCAAGAAUGCAGCUGUCCAGGUCUUGACUUGGGGUGACAGCCAGUGUCCUGGAAAGCCCCCAGCAGCUGCUCGGAGACAUAGGAAGAUCAUGGGACCCUUGCCAACACCCGUGGUGCCAUCUCCCCAGAGAUGUCCUGACGAGGAGGACAGAGAAGGCAGGUCGGAUCUCCUUGUGCAACUCCUGCUCCAGCAUCUGCCGCGGAGGUCACCACAGAACAACGGGGACAGGGACAUCCCAAAAGGACAAGAAGCUUCUGACGGGUACCCUGAGAAUGGGGUGGGAGUUGCCUUCUGGCCUGUCAGCUGCUCCCUCCCAGAGGGACACUCCAUGAGGCUAUGGUUUUGUCACUGCCCAGGCCUGCCAGUGACACCUCUCUGUCCCUCGCCCACUGGGCACUGGAGGGGCCAAGGGGGUAAGGGCUGGAAAGAGGGUUUGGGAAGCUCAGACCUUCGGACACCACCCUCGUGCUGGUUGGCACCUCCCUGGCCUGGGUCCUCAUGCCGGGGCCAAGGUCAAAGGUGUGUGUUCUCACUACGGUACCAAAGACAUACUCACCUAGGUUUACGAGUAUCUUUAGGACUCACGGUAACUCACAUUUAUACAACGAAAGGCUAUUUUGUAUGCUGUUACGUUUUCCUGUCUGUGUACUUUUUUUUUUUAAGGAAAAGAUUUUAAUAUUAAACCUGGUUCUUCUCA